AUGGAAUCAGCACCAAGUGCUUGGGAAGCAUACGACUCGUCUCUGUGGGGUGCCUUCUUGGAAAGUGCCGCCCAGCAAGACCUGUCAGUAUCAGACCUCGAGCUGCUUUCUCCAAGCGAUCUCGAUGCGGCAGCAGACGAGUUUUUUAUGACGCAGAGCAUCCCCGCGCUGCGUAAGGGGCAGCUGAAGACGGCCUUGCGCCAGUGGGCUUCGCAACGAGGGCUGAUUGAAAUCCUUCCAGUUGAAGGCGAGGGUUCCAAGACUAAGAUCAUGGUAUUCUUGGACAAACCGAUCGGUGCCGGCGGUCAAGCUGACAUCUUCCUCGGUGACAUGUCGGGCGAGGCGGUUGCCGUGAAGCGUGUGAGCACAACAGCCCUGGCAGCCAAGGAGGAAGCUGCUCUGCGGCAAAUGUCAGACUGCCCUCAAGUGGUGACGCUUCAUCACGUUGUCAAGCACCGUGGCUACACCUGGCUGGUCCUAGAAGCUAUGCCGCAAGGCUCUGUGGCAGAGUAUCUUGCGAAGCAUGGCGCCAUGACCGAAGACCGGGUCGCUGAGGUAGUUCUGGAUGUUCUCCGCGCCCUGCGCCAUGCACAGGAGAUUUCUAUGGUGCAUCGCGACAUCAAGCCUGAGAACAUACUGCUAACUGCUCACGGUGCAAAACUCGCUGAUUUUGGUCUCGCAAGGCAUCAGCAAUCCAUGACUUCGCAGUCGGGCUUGAAGGGAACGCCUAUGUACAUGUCUGCCGCUGUCUUGCGAGGCGAGUUCUCUCAUGCCGGUGAUGUGCAUGCACUGGCUGUGUGCGUUUUGGUCAUGCUUAAAGGUGAUCAGCAGGUUUAUGAUCCGUCUGUGGCUUUCCCCUACGAGCCCCACUAUGCUCUCAUUGCUCACAUCCAAAACGGCAAUUGGCCCAACAUGUUGCCGCUUAUGUCAGCAGAGGCCGCUUGCUUCGUGAAGCGAUGUUUUAAAGCAGCUGCCACGAGGUCUUUCUCUGUUCAGGAGCUGUUGGAAGAUCCAUGGAUCUCCGAUCGUAAUCCGGUUUUGCAGCUCAUCCUGCGUGAAGACAAACGAAUGACAUGCACUCAGCAGCAGACUCCAACUCUACGGCAUUAUCUUGCGCAGACUCCAACUCCACGGCAUUAUCUUGCUGGUCGUGACGGCCUGCAAGCUCUGACCGCCUUGUCACGUGUAGAGGUUCUGCGCAACCGGGUGCGAAGCUUCUUGUUGCGAGGCUUCGGGCUCCGUGCGGAGACGGUGGACUUACUUCUAGACCAGUUGGUCAGGCUCGAUCUCAUCAACAGCAAGACUUCAGCGAUUAAGGACUGCACAGACGAAGAGCUCUCUGUCAUCGCAGGAGCUGGUGGCAACUUGGCAUGUCUUCUAGCCUUGCGCCAAGCAGCUGCCCGUGGAUACGAGAUUCGCUCGCAGGAUCGGGUAGACGCCUGGCUCCGGCUCGCAGAUGUAUGCUUUCAAGCUUUUCUCAAGCGUGCUGUACGGCCACACAGGGCCGAGGCAAAGGAGCUUGGCAGGAAGCGGAAGGAGGCUCACGAAGCAAAACUAGAAGCACAGAGGCGCAAGCAGAGGGAAGAGCAAGAGAGGCAGCGGAGGGAGCAGGAGCAACGUUUCGUGUCGGACAGUCAAGAAAGAGCGCAGCGUCUCUUGCACCAGUAUGCUGGUGAGCUCCGAUUUGAUCACUGUGACAGAAUUUUCUUGCGGGGUUCAGACUUUGCCUUCAUGAUGUCCGUUUUGAACAGGCAUCCGAAUGCGAGCAGCAAGAUCGGGUGUGGAGUUCGUGGCAUAUACGUUGCAAGGACCUCUUAUGGAAGCCCAUGCUUCCACGCCGAGCGCAGAGAUGGCACCGUCACAGACUUCUCGUACCGGAAGUGUUUGACCAUGUCCACAUGGCCUCGAGGAGGUUACGAUGUGAACCGUCCGGGUGUGAGACUUCCUGACUGGGACGACUUCGAUUAG
Messenger RNA from Symbiodinium sp. CCMP2592, 1968 nucleotides. The record is from the annotation of a GenBank genome assembly. NCBI's taxonomy places the organism in Eukaryota, Dinophyceae, Suessiales, Symbiodiniaceae.